Messenger RNA from Rotaria sp. Silwood1, 1089 nucleotides. Lineage: Eukaryota; Metazoa; Rotifera; Eurotatoria; Philodinida; Philodinidae. The record is from the annotation of a GenBank genome assembly.
AUGUAUAAUGAACGAGUUGCGAUCAAUCUUCCGUUACAAGCUGCUAAUGAAACUGAAACAAAAAUAGAUGAAGAUCCACCUCCGUAUCAAAAUCCGCAACUUGAUUUUAGUGGUGGAUGGAAAAAUCAUCGCUUUGCCAUUUUCUUCUGGAUUCAUACGAUUGCUGUCAUAUUAGUGAGCAUCAAACUAGGCAUACCCGUUAUAGCUCCCUAUAUCAAGCAUAAUGCAUUCGGUAAAUCGGAACAAAUAUCUUCCAAUCGUGACAUCAAACCAUUAUUGUGCGGAUUGGGUGGUGCAGCAACGGUUGGUGGAUUAGUCUCUUUUCUCAGCUUUAUUGCUCUACAAUUAUGUGCUGUUACAUUUGGAAAUAUUAUUCAUUUUAUAACAGCAUGUUCUAUCGGUCACUGGUGGUUUCCUAUUGAAGUUAGUCAACAAUAUACAAUCGGAACAAGUAUUAAACGAGCAUUUACGACAAAUUUCGGAACUAUUUGUUUUGGUUCAUUUUUUGAAGCUAUAAUCAAAUCUCUACGUUCUUCUACUAAGGAACAUCGUCGAAAGAGUAUUCUAUCGUGUAUUUUUGGAUGCAUUCUUCAAAUGAUUGAUGACUGUAUUGGUUAUCUCAACGAAUGGGCAUUUAUUUAUGCAGCACUUACUGGUCAAGGAUUUGUUCAAGCUAGUCGAAGUUUUCUCACGUUAUUCCAAGCACGUGGUUGGACAGCGAUUAUCAAUGACAGUCUCGUCGGAACUACAUUAUUCAUGAUUAAUUUCGUAAUAGGUGUCAUUUCUGCUGUUGCCGGAGAAGAAUUAUCUUCUAUUAAUUUAAAAUAUUUAAAAUAUGUUUCUCGUAAACUUGAUUAUAUUCAUUUUGUUAAAUUUGAAAAAAUAAUAAAAAAUUUUUUUUAUCAUGUUCAAAUUUUACGUAUAACAACAUGUUAUGAUCAAGCAUAUAUAAAUGCUAAACAAUGGGAAGAAUUAAUAUUAUUAUCUAUGCCAUAUUUACGUAUAUUGGAUAUAAAUCAUGAAGAUUCUAUACAAAAUAAUGAUUUAAAAUAUCAUGAUUUAAUUAAACAAUUUAAUUCUUCAUUUUAG